Botrytis byssoidea is the source of this 1575-nucleotide messenger RNA. RefSeq lists its product as uncharacterized. NCBI's taxonomy places the organism in Eukaryota, Fungi, Ascomycota, Leotiomycetes, Helotiales, Sclerotiniaceae. Gene Ontology annotation, biological process: L-homoserine metabolic process. The record is from RefSeq and is a predicted model, not a curated record. Gene Ontology annotation, molecular function: homoserine O-acetyltransferase activity; L-serine O-acetyltransferase activity. The transcript has a single exon. Bases 1 to 1575 code for a protein of 524 amino acids.
AUGAAUACUGCUAGGGGCCUUAUCGCAACUGCGAGAACAGGUGUGAGGAGUACGAAAGCUGUUCCAAGACUUUGGACACGACAAUUGGCUUUCAAAGCUAUCACCCCUCUCCAAACAUCCUCACAAAAUAUCUCAAGAUCCUAUCAUGGAUCUGGCUCACGAAAUGCUACUCAGCCGUCAUUGGCAGAGGCUUCUAAUCCGGCAAUGGCAUUCCCUUGUCUAGAUGCUCUCGAAACCAAGUCUGCGACUCUAGAAGCUCGAUCCCUUUCAAGUGGCCCAGAACCAUCUUAUACUAGCGGAGUAACACUUAAAUUUCACUGCGACGACCCUUUAUUGCUUGACUGGGGGGGUGUCUUGCAAGAAUUCGACAUUGCUUAUGAGUCAUGGGGUGAAAUGAACGCAGACAAGUCGAAUGUCAUUUUACUGCACACUGGAUUGUCUGCAUCUUCACAUGCACAUUCAACAGAAGCGAAUCCUAAGCCAGGAUGGUGGGAAAAGUUUAUAGGUCCGGAUAAAAGUCUUGAUACGAACAAAUAUCAUAUCAUAUGCACGAAUGUUAUUGGAGGAUGUUAUGGUUCGACAGGACCCUCGACAAUCGAUCCAGCAGACGGAAAACGGUAUGCGACGAGGUUCCCAAUUCUUACCAUGGAGGACAUGGUGCGGGCACAGUUUCGACUACUCGAUGGUUUAGGGGUCACGAAACUAUAUGCGAGUGUUGGUUCGAGUAUGGGAGGUAUGCAAUCAUUAGCUGCUGGGGUUCUGUUUCCUGAACGAGUUGGUCGAGUAGCCAGUAUUUCUGGAUGUGCACGAAGCCACCCUUACAGCAUUGCGAUGCGCCAUACUCAACGGCAAGUGUUGAUGAUGGACAAGAAUUGGAAUCGAGGAUUUUACUACGAUCAUAUUCCUCCUCACGCAGGCAUGAAACUUGCACGUGAAAUUGCGACUGUAACGUACCGCUCGGGACCUGAAUGGGAGCUAAGAUUUGGUCGACGAAGAGCCGAUCCAAGCAAGCAACCUGCCUUGUGUCCAGAUUUCCUUAUCGAGACUUAUCUAGAUCAUGCAGGCGAGAAAUUUAGUUUGGAGUACGAUCCAAAUAGUCUUCUAUAUGUCAGCAAAGCUAUGGAUCUCUUUGACCUCGGAGCGACAAAUCAACUGGCGGCUUCGUCACGAAGAGGAGAUCAUUUAGCUCGUAAGGGAACUGGGGCUGAAUCUGAAUCUUCUCUUGGAGAUGCAGCAUGCAGCCUUACUCUCCCAGAUAGCCCAUACCAGGAACAGCCAGAAGCAAACGGGACAACAGAUAUCAAUACGCCCAUUGAGCCAUCCUCAGGUCCCCCUGCGGACUUAGUAUCUGGGAUGAAAGCCAUGAAAGAUCAUCCUACUCUAGUUAUGGGCAUUUCUAGCGAUAUCUUGUUCCCUGCAUGGCAGCAAAGAGAGAUUGCUGAUACGCUGAGAAAGGCAGGGAAUACCAAAGUAAGUCAUGUUGAGCUUGGAGAAGACGUGAGCCAAUUUGGACAUGACACAUUCCUAUUGGAUGUAGAACAUGUCGGCGGGCCAUUGAAGGAGUUCUUGGGUUGA